Coprinopsis cinerea okayama7#130 is the source of this 579-nucleotide messenger RNA. RefSeq lists its product as hypothetical. NCBI's taxonomy places the organism in Eukaryota, Fungi, Basidiomycota, Agaricomycetes, Agaricales, Psathyrellaceae. The transcript is spliced from 5 exons. Gene Ontology annotation, molecular function: 3-deoxy-7-phosphoheptulonate synthase activity. The coding region runs from base 1 to 579 and encodes 192 amino acids. The record is from RefSeq and is a predicted model, not a curated record. Gene Ontology annotation, biological process: aromatic amino acid biosynthetic process.
AUGUCGAAUCAGUGGUCACCAUCGUCUUGGAGGUCCAAGCCCAUCGCUCAGAUCGAACGCUUGCGCUAUCAGCUCGGCCUUGUCCAGCGAAACGAGGCGUUCCUGCUGCACGCCGGCGACUGCGCGGAGAGCUUCGACGCUUGCACCCAUAACCCGCUUUCCUCUGGUCGGUUUGGAUUCGCAGGAGAAUAUCUCCUCGAAAAUCGGUUUGAUCUUGUCGUUCUCCUUGAUCCUCAUCUGGGGCGCUCGUCUUCCUGUUGCCGUAUUGCUGGACAAUACGCGAAACCCCGAAGCAGCAGCACCGAAAAAAUUGAUGGACGCGAGGUCCUCAGUUUCAGAACCGAGUUUGAGAAGAUCGUCGACGGUCUUUCCGAUGCCCUGGACUUCAGUCGUACCAUCGGCAUGGAUUCCAGUGUCUCCUACGAACAAGGUGGAGGUCGAGGAACACUUGGCGAAGUCGACUUCUACACCAGGCAAGUUCUAACUUCAUCUUCUUCCCCUCGUUUCGGUGUUCUCUACCUUUCUUCCACAACCACCUCCGUCUCGUUUAAUUGGAGAGCACCACACUGUGAGGUUUAG